Aspergillus tanneri is the source of this 1851-nucleotide messenger RNA. Its product is annotated as DUF3176 domain-containing protein. The record is from RefSeq and is a predicted model, not a curated record. Bases 1 to 1851 code for a protein of 616 amino acids. NCBI's taxonomy places the organism in Eukaryota, Fungi, Ascomycota, Eurotiomycetes, Eurotiales, Aspergillaceae. The transcript has a single exon.
AUGAAUUAUUUCAGCUUCAGCAGACGCGGCCCUGGGAAUAGAGAACAGAGUAGCGCGCCGUUGAUGGAGCAAAAUUCAUUCGACCCCUCCAGCGGUAUCGGCCUUUCUAGCCUCAACACUCCGUCCCAUUCCCUGUCACAUGCGGCGGACAAUGGAAAGCCACAACGCGUACCAUUCAGAUUCAAAAACAUGGACUGGGCCGGCUCCUGGGCAUGGGAGAUCGGAGGCGCUGUCUUCAGCGUCAUCUGUGUCGGCUUGUUGAUGGGCUUUCUGGGGACUGUUAACGGGAUGCCCUACGCUAAAUACCAAUACUCGGUCUCGCCAAAUGCUGUGGUUUCCAUCAUCACCAUGUGUAUCAAGGGCGCAAUGCUCAUUCUGGUAUCCUCCUGUCUGGGCCAGGUCAAGUGGAAACAGGGCCAACAGCAGAAACCUUUCCCACUGUACAACUUUCAUGUGCUGGAUCAGGCUAGCCGCGGCCCUUGGGGAGCCAUGGAGGUAUUCUUGAGGGUCCGAUCAAUCCUCGCGAUUGCCGGUGCAAUAUUAAUGGUUUUAUCAGUCGCGAUCGAUCCCUUCUCCCAGCAGAUCCUCGCCUUUCCAUCCCGACAAGUCCUGGCGAGCAAUCUGACCGCAUCGGUGCAAAGCACUCAAGAAUAUCAACAGGAGUGGACCAACCACCCCUUUCCACAGAAUUCUGUAGGCCCCUCCAUGCUGAGUGCAAUCAUGGCCGGGCUGGGCGGGAUUAAUCGGCCUCUAGUACCACAGUGCCCCGCAGUUAACUGCACGUAUCCCGACUUUGCCAGCCUCGGGGUGUGCAGUAACUGUGAAGACAUCACUAAAAAUGCCGUCCAGACCUGCAGGCCCAUCACAGACAAAAACUCAUCCAUCUGGAAAGAUGUUACGAUUUAUGGCGACCGCUAUCGCUCGACCCCCUUUAACUGCACUUACUCGUUUCCUAACGGGUUUUCUUUCUUUCCCCCUAUCACGUACUUGGCAAGUCCAUCCAUCGACACAGUUGAAGUAGCGCGUCAAACCUUUAAUCUCCUUAGUGUUGGCGACCAUAGCACUCGCGACCUGGUUUCUUUCCUCAGCGCAAGAUUCUCCCGCAAACUCAUCUACACUUCCCACAAUGCCAGCGCCGUGGAUGACAUCCCCACCAUGACCAACUGCACUGUGUACCUGUGCGAGAAGGAGUACACGGGGAAUAGGAUUUCCAACGAGGCGCAAAACGUGCGACCUUCGCGAAGCCAGCGCUUGGUGCCAAAAAUCGAGAGCGGCAAAGGGCAAAAUGUCUUGCCUCUCCUCCCUGAGCACGGGGCCAACACAUUCUCCACACAUGCCUCCUACCGUAUUGAACUCCUGGCCCUUGAAAGCCUCUGGAGCACCAUAGAAAGCAUGUUCGAUACGAAUGUCAAGCAGUCAGAUGGGGAAAACAUCAUAUCAGCACUCCAGUCGUCCGCUAUCUUCUGGAUUGGCGACAAUCUCACCCAGUCGGUAGACGCCAUGGCCACUAGCAUGACAGACCACAUGCGGUUGAUUGACAAGGCCAAUGCCGUGCAAGGAUUAGCCUACCGGACCGAGACUUAUAUACAUGUUCGCUGGCCCUGGGCCAUUGCCCCUGUAAUCGCGGUCGUGUUGUCCAAUCUGCUGUUUAUCGCCACGGUGUGGGCAAAUCGGGGGCAGCCAAUCCUCUGGAAGUCGUCCGUGUUCCCGCUCCUCCUCGGACGGUUGCACACCUCUGCAGAUUACGAUUUCUUCGGUCUACAUCGGCUGGACGACUGGCAGGCGAUGUCUCGGAAAGUAAAUAUCAUUGUGGAAGAGAAGCAGGAGGGUAUAAAUUUUACCGAGCGAUAG